Abrus precatorius (Indian licorice) is the source of this 7525-nucleotide messenger RNA. RefSeq names its product protein ROS1-like. The coding region runs from base 520 to 7260 and encodes 2246 amino acids. Gene Ontology annotation, biological process: base-excision repair. Gene Ontology annotation, molecular function: DNA demethylase activity; 4 iron, 4 sulfur cluster binding; DNA N-glycosylase activity. The record is from RefSeq and is a predicted model, not a curated record. Lineage: Eukaryota; Viridiplantae; Streptophyta; Magnoliopsida; Fabales; Fabaceae. The transcript is spliced from 20 exons.
ACCUAGCUCUUGAAUGCACACACAGUGGCACAGGAUUAUGUUCUUUCUCUUUUCCUGCUCUCACUCGGUGGGAGAGCACACAGCAUUUACAACCGUUUGUACUUGGCCCACUUAUAUGUCACAUAAAAUCUCUCAAAAUUGACUCCAUGUAACCACCCUUCCCAUGAAUUUCUCUAUUCCAAAGAGAAGAAUGCCAGCAUUUUGUUUCUGCUCGUUGCAUUCCGGUCUACCAGUUUUGGUUUUCUUCUCUUAAUUUUAAUUGGACAUCAAUGAAUUCUUCAAUCCCUUUUGCAACUGCUGAGUAGUUACAGGCUUCAUCACUCACAUGUUCUUUCACCAAAGGUUCAACGUGUAGAUGUUCCAGUGAAUGCUUUACUGGAAAAGAUCAAGAUUCAACAAAGUUAAAGUUGUGACCUUUAUUGGAAAAUUGAGCUUCUGAGUGUAUCGUGAGAGAGUUCCACCCAGCAAUUUUGAUUUUUUUCUCAUUUUCUUAACCUUUUUCACUGAGGAUUGAAGAGAAUGGAGGUUGGGGAAAUGGACAGAAAGGAGCCACAACUUGAGGUUCCUUGGAUCCCCACCACUCCUGUUAAGCCUGGUCCUCCAAAACCAGUGCCGAUCUGCACAACUGGGGAAGGAAUGGGCCAUCAUGCAAAUGGAGCAGUUGCAUGUGCUGAAUUCUCACUUGGUGAAGAGAAAAAUUGCAGGUCACGUGAUGGGUCAGUUGCAAACAUUGCAGGUGACAAUGGAAAAACUUAUAAACAGACAGCUUCUGAUGCUGUUUCCAUCUACGGUAAUCCCGGCUUUACGGAACAUUUGUUCACGGUAGUGGCAGAAUCGGCAAACUCAAAUGUGAUCCAACAAGAGGGUAACGAUGGAUUGAAGAAUCCAUUUAUUCCUUCGAUCAUCACCCGCGACAAUUCCCGGGAUUCUCAGGAAAUAUCAUACAUUGCAUGGUGUAGCAAGAGAACUUCCCAAGAUACCUCAUUUACAGUUGACACCAACAAAGUAGAAACCAGACAAAUAGCAUCAAUGCAAAUCACUGUGGAAGAAAAGGAUCCUGGAGGGGAAGAGAAAAAUGUCCCAGCCAAAAAGUUUGACAACAAUGUACCACCAAUCAAUAAAGAACUCUGUGACCCACUCACAGAAUUCACUUCUGUUUCUUCUCCAUUCAAGGACAAUGACAACCUAGACAAGGGAAGCAGCCACGAUACUGAUCUGAAUAAAACACCUCAACAAAAAUCAAGGAGAAGAAAACACCGUCCCAAAGUCAUCAAAGAAGACAAACCCAAAAGAACUCGGAAGCCUGCUACCCCGAAGGCUGUUCAAUCAAAAGACAACCUGACUGGCAAGAGGAGGUAUGUGAGAAGGAAGGGAUUGAACAAGACUGCUGCUUCUCCAGCAGAAGUGACUGGAGAAUUAGCUAAAGAAAUGCCUGGAUCUGCCAACAUAUCUUGUAGAAGAUCCUUAAAUUUUGACAUGGGAACAAAAGAUGGAAGUUCUGUAGACAUAGAAAAUGCAACACUUCUUGGCAAAGAAAAUGGAGUAGUCGUUCAACAAACUGAUGUAGGCCUAGCCAAUGAUCUGAACAGUUACAUGAAGCAGGCAUCAAACAGUCACAUGUCAUUACCAGAAGACACACAAGCCCCCAGCACACCGUCAAGAAAAAGGUCUGGGACAAAGACAACAGAAAACUCAACUGGCAAGAGGAAGUAUGUGAGAAGGAAGGGAUUGAACAAGACUUCUACUCCUCCAACAGAAGUGACUGGAGUAUUGACUAAAGAAAUGCCUGGAUCUGAGAAAAUAUCUUGUAUCUCAUUAAGUUUUGACAUAGGAACAAAAGAUCAAAGUUCUGCAGACAGAGAAAAUGAAACUGCACUUUUAGGCAAAGAAAAUGUAGUCAUACAAGAAACUGACGUAGGCAUAGCCAAUAAUCUGAGCAUAGCCAAUAAUCUGAAUAGCUCCAUGAAGCUGGCAUCAAACUGUCACAUGUCAUUACCAGAAGACACACAAGCCCCAAAUACAUCUACUUCAAGAAAAAGCUCCGGGACAAAGACAAUGGAAAACUCAACUGGCAAGAGGAAAUAUGUGAGAACAAAGCAAUUGAAUAAAACUUCUCCAACAGGAGUGACUGGAGAAUUGACUAAGGAAAUGCCUGGAUCUGUCAAAAUGUCUUUUGUAAGCUCCUUAAAUUUUGACAUUGAAACAAAAUAUCAAAGUUCUGCUGAUUUAGAAAAUGCAACUGUACUUUUGAGCAAAGAAAAUGGAGCAGUCAUAAAAGAAACUGUAGGCCUAGCCUAUGAUCUGAACAGUUCCAUGAAGCAGGCAUCAAAUAGUCACAUGUCAUUGCCAGAAGACACACAAUCCCCAAAUACAUCUUCAAGAAAACGCUCUGGGACAAAGACACAGGAAAACUCAACUGGCAAGAGGAAGUAUGUGAGAAGGAAAGUAGUGAACAAGACUUCUCCAACAGAAGUGACUGGAGAACAGACUAAAGAAAAGAUGCCCGAAUCUGCCCAAAUGUCAAGUAUAGGGUCUGUAAAUUUUGAUGAAAGAGCAAGAGAUCAAAGUUCUGCAGUGAAAGAGUGUGUAACUGUGCAUUCAGGCAAUGAAAUUGGUGAAGUCAUGUGGGAAAUGAAGCAAGUACCUUAUGAUACACAAUUUCCAAGUACAUCUUCAAAAAUUAACCUCCCUGGGGCAAAGACAGAAAACCCUACUGGCAAGAGGAAGAAUGUGAGAAAGAGAGGAUUGACUAAUGCUGCUCCUAUUCCUCCAACAGAAAUGAAAGAUUUGACUGAAGCAAUGAUGCUUGAAUCUAAUAAUAUGUCAUGGAGAAGGUCCUUAAAUUUUGGCAUGGGAACAAUAGAGAAAAGUUAUGCAGGCAGAGAAAAUUUAGUUUUGCACAUUGGCAAGGAAAAUAAUAUUGUGUUAGAGGAAACAAAAGUUGGCCUUGCCUAUAAUCGAGACACUCGAAUGAAGCAGGCAUUAAAUAAUUACAUGCCAUUACCUGAAGAAAUGCAUGACCCAAGUAAAUCCAUUUCAACAAUCAAUCCCCUUGGGGCAAAGCUCAAUGCAAACUCUGCAGAGAACAAACAUAAAAGAAAAGGCCAGUUAACUACUCAGAAUGGAAACAUUAGUAAUAGUCAAGUUUCAACAAUAAGGUUGCAAAUGGAUGGUUCAAAGAGACAACACUCUGGUACCAUUAAAUGUGCAGAUGAUAGUGACAUGAAUCUGAUUGGGGCACACUACAAUGGAUUGCCCACAUACCAGACAAACUUUUGGGUUCAAUUUCCAAACUUGCAGAAGAAAAGAAGAACUGAAAAGGGGAAGACUUCCAACACUUAUGUUACAUCUUCAGUGACUACUACAGAAGUCCAACCAACACACCCUCAUGAAGAUGCUCAAGUGCAUCCAUGUGCAUCAAGCUCCAACUGCUGGAUUUAUAGUUCUGGAUAUAACACAGAACAAGUCCCAGCCAUGUGUGAAUCAACAGAAAAUGUUAUUGAUAAUUCUCAAACAUUUGAAGAGUUCCUCUUGUCUUUGAGAAGACUGACAGAAAGAUCUCAAUCCCCUACUCAAAUUUAUGAUUUUGGUUCUCUAACCAGAAUUGGAAAUUGUGAUGCUGAGCCGAGUUAUACUGCAAAACAACUAGGCCUGUCUGCCCAACAAAAAUGCAUUGAUGCUUUGGUUCCAGAAACACGUACAUCACUCACAAAAAAGAAGCGGAGUAGAAAGAAAGGUGCUCUUUCCAGUUCAGCAUAUUCUAGCACCAAUGAGAUGCAACAGCACCAUAAUUUUACAGGGGGAAAUAACCACCUACCAGUGCCAAUGGGCCAAUCAAUGGGUAUUUCAACUGAAUAUAUUUUGCAUGAAGUUCUAUGGAAAACCAUCAACAACGUAGAUGCAUUAACAGAGCAAUUUAGACAACUAACCAUAUAUGCAGAAGCCAGAGAUCUUGUCUUAUAUGAGCAGAAUGCAGUUGUCCCUUAUAACCAGCAAAAUCAAAACAGCCUUAUCCAUGGAGACGGUGCCAUUGUUCCCUUUCAGGGACCAUUUGAACCCAUCAAGAAACAGCAUCCACGACCAAAAGUUGACCUUGAUGAUGAGACUGAUAGAGUGUGGAAGCUUUUGAUGUUAGAUAUAAACAGUCAUGGGAUUGAUGGAACAGAUGAAGACAAGGCCAAAUGGUGGGAAGAAGAACGAAAGGUGUUCCGUGGACGAGCAGACUCAUUUAUUGCACGAAUGCAUCUUGUACAAGGAGACAGGCGAUUUUCUAGAUGGAAAGGAUCAGUUGUAGAUUCAGUGGUUGGGGUUUUCCUCACUCAAAAUGUCUCUGACCACCUUUCCAGCUCUGCAUAUAUGUCCCUUGCUGCUCGAUUUCCCAAACAAUCAAGCAGCACGUCUGAAACAUACCAUGCAGAAGACAUGAAGCUGGUAGUCAACAAACCACAAGUGCAUAUAGUGGAACCAGAAGAGAACACAGAAUGGGAUGUCAAAUUAUUGAAUCAAUCUGUUUAUGACCAAAGUUCUAUGACAGUAGAUAUAGUUGAGCAUUCUGGAGAAAAAGCUGUCAACAGCAAUGAUUCCUGCAGAACUGUCAGCAGUGUAAUUAGCUUAACAGAUGAAUCAAACUCCAGACUUUCAGAAUCAUCUCAAAGAAAUAUUAAGGAAAAUUGUAGUCCAACAAGACGUGAACUACUUAGUGCUACAAUUGAGGAAGAAGAAAAAUCAGGUUACAAUGGUGAUGGGAAAGAGUUAAAUGACAUAGUUUCAUCCCAAUGCUUUGUUGUUUCAUCUCAAAUCUAUGGAGAUUUUUCAAAUGAUCAAAAUCCUGAGAAGAUAGGAUCAUGCUCAGAUAGCAACUCAGAAAUAGAAGAUCUGUCCAGCUCAGCAAAGUACAACCAUUUUGAUAGCAGCACUUCCUUCUGUAAACUUCUAGAAAUGGUUAGUUCAACCAGGUUUUAUGAUGAUAACAGUCAAAAAAGCAGAAAUGAGAGUUUAAGAGAUACAUAUGAUCAAUCUAUAUGCAUGCAACAUGACAACCCUACAGAAAGCUUGAAAAAACCAAAUGUUACUCCAGGCCCUUCAGAAGCAUCAAUCAUCACAUCCCAUGGAUGUACUUUUAAACUCACCCCCAGCUCAGGAGUGCUUGAAGAUAAUGGCUUUGAUCCUUUCAAAACAGAACCCUCAUCAAGUAGCAUCUUAAAGAAUAAAGAUGAAAAUGAUAUGAACAGACCAAGUUUUCAAACAGCAGAGCCUGCAGGUCAAGUUGCAGUUAUCCAUUCUCAAAGUAUUGUAUCUCAAGUCCAUCCACAGGAACAAAGCAAACACGCGCAGCAAAGCUUUUUCAACAAUGCUGGACAAGCUCAAGAACUUUUACAGAAAGAAAGGGGGUUAGAUCUUGGUGACCACAAAAAUGAUGCGAGGAACGAAACCAAUGAGAUAAGUUCUGCCCCACUAAAAUUAAAGAGCAGAGGACAAGGAAAGGAGAAAAAGGACGAUUUUAAAUGGGAUAGUUUAAGAAUAAAGGCACAAGCUAAGGCUGGGAAAAGAGAAAAGACAGAGAACACCAUGGAUUCCUUGGACUGGGAUGCUGUGAGAUGUGCAGAUGUUAAUGAAAUUGCUAAUACAAUCAAAGAACGGGGCAUGAACAACAGGCUUGCAGAACGUAUUAAGAAUUUUUUGAAUCGAUUGGUUGAAGAACAUGGAAGCAUUGACCUUGAAUGGCUGAGAGAUGUUCCACCUGACAAAGCAAAAGAAUAUUUGCUCAGCAUAAAAGGAUUGGGAUUGAAAAGUGUGGAGUGUGUGCGGCUUUUAACACUGCACCAUCUUGCCUUCCCAGUAGACACAAAUGUUGGACGUAUAGCAGUAAGACUGGGAUGGGUACCUCUCCAACCCUUGCCUGAGUCACUACAGUUGCAUCUCCUAGAACUGUACCCAGUGUUGGAGUCAAUACAAAAAUAUCUCUGGCCUCGACUGUGCAAGCUAGACCAAAGAACAUUAUAUGAGCUACAUUACCAGAUGAUUACAUUUGGAAAGGUCUUCUGUACAAAAAGCAAACCGAAUUGUAAUGCAUGCCCUAUGAGAGGAGAAUGUAGACACUUUGCUAGUGCAUUUGCAAGUGCAAGGCUUGCCCUGCCUGGACCAGAGCAGAAGAGUAUAGUUAGCACAGCCAGAAAUAGUGUGACUGAUCAUAACCCAUCUGAAAUCAUCAGUUCGUUGCACUUGCCUCCCCCCGAGAACACAAGCCAAGCAGAAGAAAUUCAACUAACAGAAGUGAGUAGGCAAUUGGAAUCAAAAUCUGAAAUAAAUAUCUGCCAUCCUAUCAUUGAAGAGCCGACUACUCCAGAGCCAGAAUGCUCUCAAAUAUCAGAAACUGAUAUAGAGGAUGCCUUCUAUGAGGAUUCAUGUGAAAUUCCUACCAUCAAGCUUAACAUAGAAGAGUUCACUCUGAAUUUACAAAAUUAUAUGCAAGAAAAUAUGGAACUUCAAGAAGGUGAAAUGUCAAAGGCUUUGGUUGCUUUGAAUCAAGAAGCUGCCGCCAUUCCUAUGCCCAAGUUGAAAAAUGUGAGCCGAUUACGAACAGAACACUGGGUUUAUGAACUCCCAGAUAUGCAUCCUCUUCUUGACGGGUGGGACAUGCGAGAGCCUGAUGAUCCAGGCAAAUACCUUCUUGCUAUAUGGACGCCAGGUGAGACAGCAAAUUCUAUACAGCCACCUGAAAGCAAAUGCAGCUCACAAGAAUGUGGCCGACUCUGCAAUGAGAAAGAAUGUUUCUCGUGCAACAGUUUCCGCGAAGCAAAUUCGCAGAUAGUUAGAGGGACAAUCCUGAUACCAUGUCGAACAGCUAUGCGGGGAAGCUUUCCACUAAAUGGAACUUAUUUCCAAGUCAAUGAGGUAUUUGCUGACCACGACUCGAGUCUUAAUCCAAUCAGUGUUCCCCGAAGUUUGAUCUGGAACCUCAAUAGGCGAACAGUAUAUUUUGGAACCUCCGUCUCAUCAAUAUUUAAAGGCUUAUCAACACAAGAAAUUCAACAAUGCUUUUGGAGAGGGUAUGUCUGCGUGCGAGGGUUUGACAGGAAAUCGAGAGCACCCCGUCCUCUGAUGGCUAGACUACAUUUCCCAGCUAGCAAGUUGGCCAAGACCAAAGAGAAGACCAAAAAAGAGUCGAGUUCAGUGAAAACACAAGGAUUGAAACCAAACACAGAAUACCCAGAAUUGAUUUCGAACGGUAGCAACCUUCGGGAGACGGGAAGAGCCUGAAGUCAAGUCAGUAACAUUCGUCCCAUGCUGUGUUGCCCUAGUAGCAUGUAUAUAUCGACGAAAUCAUUGUUUAAUUUAACUUUGAGCUCUUCUUAUCAUGCUCUAUGAGCAGUUUUUCUAGAUUAGGACCCAAUAAUAUGGCAUCGGUGCACGUAGGCUCUAGCUCUUCUUUUUGCAUCAAAUAAUCAUUGCAUGAGGAGAAGGGUGAGCAAUGUCUGCUGAGGUACAUGCAGGAAUAUUCUAGAUUUGAAUAUCAUGCCCCUCC